This is a messenger RNA of Epinephelus fuscoguttatus (brown-marbled grouper), 563 nucleotides long. RefSeq names its product cocaine- and amphetamine-regulated transcript 4 (gene cart4). NCBI's taxonomy places the organism in Eukaryota, Metazoa, Chordata, Actinopteri, Perciformes, Serranidae. Gene Ontology annotation, biological process: cellular response to starvation; adult feeding behavior; positive regulation of MAPK cascade. The transcript is spliced from 4 exons. The record is from RefSeq and is a predicted model, not a curated record. Bases 207 to 539 code for a protein of 110 amino acids. Gene Ontology annotation, molecular function: neuropeptide hormone activity.
GUAUAAAUACAGGAGGGAGGACGAAGUGCACGGCACAUGUGAGGAGGAGGACGGAGAGGAAGAAGAGGAGCUCACCAGGAGAGAAACAGUUUAACCGAGAGAGAGAAAGAAGCUGCUGGAGGAGAAAAGAUUUUGGACACCGGAGAAGAAGAGGAAGUGAAUAUUUCCUGUGGGAUCUUAAAUCGUUUUUGAAAUUAUUUUUGGUGAUGGAGAGCGUACGCGCUGCGGUCUACCUGUCCGUCUGUCUGUCCGUGCUGACAUCCCUCUGUCAGGGUCAGAGAUCAGCCGACAAUCAGCUGCCGUCUGCACCAGACGAACCAGUCCUCGGACUCACAACCAAAGAGCUGGCCGAAGCUCUGCAGGGUCUCCUGGAUGAAGCCGACAGCAGCGUCGGUCUCUCCGUGGAGAAGAAAGCCAGCGUCAUCCCCCGGUGUGAUGUGGGCGAGCGCUGCGCAAUGAAACAUGGACCUCGCAUCGGUCGACUGUGCGACUGUCUGAGAGGAACAGCCUGCAACACCUUCUUCCUGCGCUGCUACUGAACAUACAAAUACACACACACACAC